Messenger RNA from Ilex paraguariensis (yerba mate), 1328 nucleotides. The record is from the annotation of a GenBank genome assembly. NCBI's taxonomy places the organism in Eukaryota, Viridiplantae, Streptophyta, Magnoliopsida, Aquifoliales, Aquifoliaceae.
GUUAAAAAGUCAAGGAUAAAGUAUCGAAUUAGAGUCUAACUAGACCAUUUAACAAGUUUUAAGUUGCCCAUAACCAUCCUGGCUCCGCCCCUGCAUAGGAGGUUUCUUCAUGUACACCACUUCCUGAAGAUCAUCAUGAAGGAAAAGCAUUUUUAAAAAUGUUCGGCUGCUUUUGAUGGAUGUAUAGAUGUAAGAAUUUUGCAACUGGAAAGGAACUCAUUUUAUUGUGUCGUGCAGAUGUUAAAUCUGAUUACUGCAAUGACUUUGACUUGCGGAAGCCGCUGGAAAGGCAUUUUCUUAGCAGACAACGUAUAGAUAGCAUAAGCCUUCAAGAUUCUCCAAAUCUUGCUACUUUUCGUGAUCGUUGUUCGUUGUUCUUAGCUCAACUUCCGAGAUACGAUGGAAACAUUACAUGUGCAGGGCGUAUUGCCAUCCAAUCAUUAUGUGCUCCACAAUGUGAAUUUUCCAACAUGGAAUGGGAUAUACUUUCCUUUAUCAGAUCUUUGAAAGGCCUGGUCCGAUCUUCAAAUGCUGUUGCUUUUAUGACCUUUCCACCUUCACUUGUUUCACCAUCUUUCUCAAAGAGAUUGCAGCAUUUGGCCGACACCUUGCUGUCUGUCAGAGCAAUUCCAGACGAGGACAAGGAAUUGGCAAAACUCCUCACUGGUUACCAGGAUAUGGUUGGCCUUCUCAGUGUACACAAAGUGGCACGCAUCAAUACACAGGUUCCUGUAAUUCUAGAGGCAUCCACAUUCUCCAUUAAGCUGCAGAAGCGGAGGUCAUUAGUUCUAGAAUGUUUAAAUCAAGCUCCCGUGGAUGGUUCAAGUGGGAGUUCGUAUGGCUCUUCCAGUAGUUGUUCUGGGUCUUCUAAGACCCACAUAGAUUUUUAGAUGCUGGGUCAGUUCCAUGGCUGAAGUUUGUCUCCUGACCACAUCAAUUCAAAACGCCACACUGACCCUGGAAGCAUGAAGUGCAGUUGAUUUUCAAAUGCCACAACUUAAUGGAUUCCAAUGAGGAUGCUCUGGGCUUUGGUUUAUGAUCAUUUUGAAUCGGCCAACAAGUGCACAUUGCAAAAUUCAUGAAGAAAAAGGUUUACAUGGCAGAAAUGAAAAUUUCUGUCAAGUUUCUUUCCUUUUGUUGUUGUCGUUCUUGGUGACACUAGGAUAAAGAGAGCUGGUGUAGAAAGAAACUUUAAAGAUUGGCUUUUUUAAUUUUUUUGGUCAGGGCUUUGUUUUUUAAAUAAAUUAAAAAUAUAUUCAUAUUGUCUUUUUAAGUUUGGUGACUUUGAUAGCAUCAGUAUGCAAUCAAUUCUGAUCAAGCAUUGUCAA